UUCUCGAUGGAAUUUGUGCCAUUUAUAUUUUAUUUUACUGUUAGGUCCACAUCCAUUGUAAUUUAAAAGGGUUUUAUAUAGUGUUAAAGGACUUUGUAAAAUUGGAAUUAAAAACCUAAAUGCAAGCUCAUACUGCAGCAAGCCACGUUUAAUUUGAUAUCCUAAAAUUCAGAAGGCUUGAUUGCGAGGCUUUAUUCUUAUGGUACUGAUACAUGGAUAACCAAAAUAUUCAUUGGUAGGAAUAACGCAAUACUAUGCGACACGUGUUCCUAUCUUUCGGCAAUAAAAAGAAAAUUUUAUUAGGAAUGCUAGUCAGUCCACUACUUUACAACGUUAUAGUCAAAUCUUCAGCACUAUAUCUGCUCAUCCUUUUGAGGUUUAAUUGGAAUCUGAACAUCGUAUAAUUCCAGAAAGCCUGAGUAUCGUGCAAGCAUUAUAUAUUUUUUCUAAUGUGGCCUUUUAGCGUUAUGUUUGGCUUUUUAAUAGCUAGCUUGAGUACACUGAAGUCAGACUACCGGCAUGUAACUCAAAACCUUUCUUCUAAUAUCAAAAUCUUUGCCCGAGUUUCUUUUCAGGUCAUCGUUAAAUAACGCCAUGCGGCGAGCUUUUACAACACUUCCCAGAUCAAGAAUGAGCAUUAUGGAACUGCCCUACAAGAUUCACCAGGACCUAUCUAAAUUCCUGGAUCCUGUAGGCACAAUGGAUUGGAAGCACUUGGUUUCUCAAAUUCCAAUCUAUACAGCAAAAGAUGUCAAACAGAUGGAAAUAGAGGCAAGCAAGCCAGGGAUGAGCUGCACAAAGCAUUUGCUGGAAGAUAUGGAUAACAGAGGAUACAGUGUGGAUAACUUAAAGAACUUUUUAAAGAUGUUAGGCAAUCAGAGAGCUCUGGGAUGCUUAGUAGCUGCGUUGGAUGACGAAUCUUUGUUGCAUGAAGACACCGCAACUGCUCAAAAUAGGAAAGGACGUAUCAGACCAUCUACAGCACUAGAAGAACCAAGUGACCUACACAUGAAAAGAUCGAGAGUAGACCACUACAUCUGUAAACCAACAGAUGAGAUAGACCUCUGCGAAAAUCCUGAUCCAGGAACAAGAGAAACAUUAAGAGUGGAGCACCCCAUCCCUCGACCAGCAGAAGAGAUAGAUCUCCCAAAGAACCCUGAUCCAGGAACAAGAGAAGCAUUAAGAGUGGACCACCCCGUCCCUCGACCAGCAGAAGAGAUAGAUCUCCCAAAGAAUCCUGAUCCAGGAACAAGAGAAACAUUAAAAAUGGGCCACCCCAUCCAUCAACCAACAGACGAGAUAGACUUCUGCAAGAAUCCUGAUCCAGGAACAAGAGAAACAUCAAGAAUGGACCACGACAUCUUUCAAUAUAGAUGUGAGAUGAGUGAGAUUCAGGACACAAUUGGAUACAAUCAAGAGGUACGCAACAGAUAUCAAAGUGAAAAUAUGCCUUCAGAAAAUGAUGAAACUCAUAACCUAGAUGCCAAUGGUCACACAGCACAAGCACCAAUGUACUGUCCUUCAACCUCCAGAGGUCAAAGGGUGCCAAUAGAACGCGAGGAAAACAAAAAAUCAAUAACAGAGUGGAGAUCAGCUCCAUUAAGUUUGUUCUUGUGGAUUAUUAGCUGUGGAAGUCAAAGUAAAGAUUUGUAGUGGUAUAUUUUAAACGCCCUACUUCAUAAUAGACCCCUUGCAUGUGAAAUUAAAGCAUCUCAAUUUGGAGGACAAAACAAAAUAAUUUAAUUAUCAUGAGAACUGGAUACCUAGUGUUAUAUCCUCCAAAUUGACCUGCAUUCCGACGUGCGACAAGGGGUCUAUGAGAUCGUAAGACAAAACAAAACGCUAACUUACCAAGUAUAACAAAAUAAAGUUAAAAAUUGCUAUUAGAAUAAGAUUCAUUACAAGUAAUUUUGGACGGGGAAAAUGGUUAAUCCUAAUUUUAUUAAAGGCUUUACAAAGUGAAUAUGAAUGUACAGAAUAGAUAUUAUUUCCAAUCGAUUGCCUCAAGGGAUAAUUUACAUUAGCAUAUACCAACUUGUGUACUUCCUAAGAACGCGCGCGUUCAUUGGUUAAUUGGAGGUGAAUAUUGUACCAACAAAGUGGCAUCUGCAGGCAAUCGUUGAAUCGGCGAAUAAUUGCUAAGUAUGCAUCGUUUAAAAAGGCAAAACUCUCGAAGUGUUCACGCUUAGAGUGUCCUCAUUGUAAUUAUUUUAAUCAAAAUUGAACAUUACUCUCACUUUUUAUCUAUUGCUUGAGUUUCCCUUUAUUUUAUUUUAUUUUAUCUUAUUAUUUUAUUUUAUUUUGAAAGAUUAAAAAGCUAUGCUAAAUACG
Actinia tenebrosa (Australian red waratah sea anemone) is the source of this 2331-nucleotide messenger RNA. RefSeq names its product gamma-aminobutyric acid receptor subunit beta. Gene Ontology annotation, biological process: monoatomic ion transmembrane transport. Gene Ontology annotation, cellular component: membrane. The record is from RefSeq and is a predicted model, not a curated record. NCBI's taxonomy places the organism in Eukaryota, Metazoa, Cnidaria, Anthozoa, Actiniaria, Actiniidae. Gene Ontology annotation, molecular function: transmembrane signaling receptor activity; extracellular ligand-gated monoatomic ion channel activity.